AUGUACCGGGGGGCCGCAGUCUCUGUCGUUCAGGGCCUCAGUGAGCCGUGCCCACCCAGCGCCAGCCAAACCCAAGCAGCCUCUGCAGUGCGGACCGCCAAGAGACAGAGCCUCUCUGACCACACAAUUGGCAAAGACCUCCAGAGCACGAGGACAGGGCAAAGGCAAAACAGAGGGAUGAGGACUCGCCUGGGAUGUCUGUCUCACAAAUCGGACUCGUGCAGCGACUUCACGGCUAUCCUUCCAGACAAACCCAACCGGGCUUUAAAGAGAUUAUCAACAGAAGAAGCUACAAGAUGGGCAGAUUCUUUUGAUGUCCUUCUGUCCCAUAAAUAUGGAGUGGCUGCGUUUCGUGCAUUCCUAAAGACGGAGUUUAGUGAAGAGAACCUGGAAUUCUGGCUGGCUUGUGAGGAGUUCAAAAAGACACGCUCCACUGCCAAGCUGGCUUCCAAGGCACACAGGAUUUUUGAAGAAUUUAUUGAUGUGCAAGCACCACGAGAGGUAAACAUAGACUUCCAGACCCGCGAGGUGACAAGACGGAACAUACAGGAGCCCUCACCAACCUGCUUUGACCAGGCCCAGGGCAAAAUUCACAGCCUUAUGGAAAAAGACUCUUACCCUAGGUUCCUAAGGUCAAAAAUGUAUACAGACCUGCUUUCUCAAACCCAGAGGAGGCUCAGCUAG
Molecule: messenger RNA, 684 nt
Organism: Zootoca vivipara (common lizard)
Lineage: Eukaryota; Metazoa; Chordata; Lepidosauria; Squamata; Lacertidae
Source: RefSeq, a predicted model, not a curated record